Messenger RNA from Megachile rotundata (alfalfa leafcutting bee), 2062 nucleotides. Its product is annotated as arylsulfatase B. NCBI's taxonomy places the organism in Eukaryota, Metazoa, Arthropoda, Insecta, Hymenoptera, Megachilidae. Gene Ontology annotation, molecular function: sulfuric ester hydrolase activity. The record is from RefSeq and is a predicted model, not a curated record.
ACACACAGUGUGGUAUCGGUCGUCAACUCGGUUGCUCGUGCAGACUUGCGAACGUGAAACGUAAUCUCGGAACUUACAUUUGCAUGCGUUAUCGCGACACCCAUGACAAUUACUUCUUUGUCGCGGGGAGUUUAGGGACUUAAAGAUCGUCGGGGAAACCGGUUUAGUUGCUUGAAACGUCCUGCAGGCAGACGUCUAGCAGGAUGAUCGAAGCACGAGCGGUUUUGUGGGCCUUCUUGAUUGUACCUUUCCUUCGUCAUGUAACGGCAGCUGAGCGACCACACAUUGUCUUCAUUUUGGCUGAUGAUUUAGGAUGGAACGACGUCGGAUUUCACGGUUCUGGCCAAAUACCAACUCCAAAUAUCGAUGCUCUCGCGUAUUCCGGUCUCCUCCUUGAUCGAUAUUAUGUUUCUCCGAUUUGCACACCAUCCAGGAGCGCUUUGAUGACUGGCAAAUACCCAAUUCACACUGGAAUGCAACACGGGGUUCUAAAGUGUGCCGAGCCAAGAGGACUACCUCUCCAAGAAAAGUUGCUACCAGAAUAUUUAAAAGAGCUCGGUUAUAGGACACACAUCGUUGGAAAAUGGCAUUUAGGAUUCUAUACGAAGCAGUACACACCGACUUACAGGGGAUUUGAUUCUCAUAUUGGUUUCUGGAGCGGACAUCAGGACUACUUUGAUCAUACUGCCGUUGAAAGUCCAUAUUGGGGAUUGGACAUGAGACGAGGAAUGGAGGCAGCCUGGGAUCUUCAUGGCCAAUAUUCUACGGACGUCUUCACGUCGGAGGCGGUGAAAUUGAUCAACAAUCAUAACGAUAGCAAACCUCUGUUUCUUUAUUUGGCACACGCAGCUGUGCACUCUGGAAAUCCUUACGAUCCUCUACCGGCGCCUGAUGUGGACGUCGCGAAAUUCACCAACAUCUUCGAUUAUAAUCGCAGACGCUUUGCUGCCAUGUUGAGCAAGUUGGACGAGUCUGUGGGCGAGGUGGUCGAAGCGCUUCAACGGAAGGGGAUGUUAAAGAACAGUAUAAUAGUGUUCUCCACGGACAAUGGUGGCCCACCAGCCGGUUUCAAUCUGAAUGCCGCCUCCAACUGGCCGUUGAGGGGUACAAAGAACACCCUCUGGGAAGGCGGCGUGAGGGGAGCCGGUUUAAUAUGGUCUCCCAGACUGAUUCGUCCUGGCAGAGUGAGCAGACAACUGUUCCACAUCAGCGACUGGUUACCGACCUUACUGACCGCUGCUGGUGGAGACCCAUCGAAUCUAUCCAUAGACGGUUUAGAUCUGUGGCAUGCCUUAAGCGAAGACACCGAAUCGCCUCGCCAAAGUGUUCUCCACAACAUCGACGACAUCUUCGGCGUGUCGGGCAUCACGAUUGGCGAGUGGAAAUAUAUUCAGGGGUCUACUUAUGAGGGACAGUGGGACGGUUGGUACGGACCUUCAGGGAGAGAGUGGGUCUACGACAUUGGCGGUGUGAUCGGCAGCCCAACAGGUCGAGCAGUGGCCAGCGUGGGAUACAGUCUGUCGUCGGAAAAUGUACGGAGACUUCGAGAGCAGGCGAUGAUCAAAUGUCGACCUAGAAACGACACUCUGCCGUUGUGUAAACCUCUGAUCGCGCCCUGCCUCUUCCACGUUCUCAAGGAUCCUUGCGAGGAUAAUAAUCUCAUCAACGAGUACCCUGAAAUCGCGAGGGCCAUGCGCGAGGACCUGAAGAAGUGGAACGCUACUGCCCUGCUACCUGGAAAUCUUCCAUGGGACAAGAGAGCGAAUCCCGAGUUGUGGGACCACACGUGGAUCAAUUUCGGUGACCACUUGGACGUUUUUGCGAAUAACGUGAGCUGAAUGUGUUCGAUGAAAAAAGAAAUUAAGUGGAUAUAUGUAUUUUAUGUUUAUUUUGAUACGCGUGGAAGUAAGCUUUAAAUCGAUCUCGGACGAAGGAAUCAAAACUGCUUUCCUCUGACCAAACUCGUUGCAAUAAAGCGACAAUCACAGGGAUUAUAAAUAGUAUCUCGUUUAUUUCUUAUUCUAUACACUUCAAUUUGCAAAUUCGACGCGUGGAAUCGCUA